Molecule: messenger RNA, 522 nt
Organism: Nematocida minor
Lineage: Eukaryota; Fungi; Microsporidia
Exons: 1
Coding region: 1-522 (173 amino acids)
Source: RefSeq, a predicted model, not a curated record
AUGAGUGAAAGAAAGCCAGUGUGCAAAAUAGACUCGUACUCAAGAAUGCUUGCAUCCCAAAUAAAAAACACAAAGGCGUUUCUGGCUCUUGAAGAUAUCCACAAAAUAGAUAAAGCACUCAGUGUAUUUAUAGUAGAUCCCUAUCUAAGAAUACAGAAUGUGCACAGCCGGCUGAAAGAAUCUACCUUUACGCACCUUAUACUCACAGAUAGCACAAAAGUGCGGAGUAGAGAUGAAGGCGCCAGAGUUUUAGCAUAUAAGAGAAACAGUAUACACUUAGACAGCCAAAUAUCACAGCCUUCUCUGCAGCAUACUUCAUCUGUGAGGCUGGGAUACGAUGAGUACAUGCACAUAAAGAGACAAAAACAGCUUGAAGAAAUGUUCGAUGCAGAGAUUAGAAAGAAUGAAUGGGUCUGUGAUAGACUUAGAGAGUAUGUGAAAGAGCAGACAAAAGAGUCUCCGCACACCCUCUAUCUUAUUCUCCUGGAAGGACACUCUUUAUUGCUCCCCUGUAGUGUUUAA